AUGCUAUCACGUCCGUCAAAAACUGUUGCUAAGCGAUUUGCUUCUACUGCGACUGCUUCAAGAGUUAUUCAGGAGAAAACGUCGGUUUUGAACAAUGGACUCUCGGUUUCAAGCGUCGAACUGAAUGGGGCCAACUCUUCCCUUGUUCUUGCUUUCCGUGCAGGAAGCCGUUACCAACCAGCAAAUAAGCAAGGACUGGUUCACAUUAUCAGAAACAGCAUUGGACGUGACUCUCACGAAUUUCCUGGACUUUCGCUUGUUUGGAACACUGCGGCCAAUGGAGGACAAAUUAGAGCUCUUUCCAACCGCGAUAUUCUCGCUGUUAAACUUGACGUUGUUCGUGAUAAUGUUCCAGUUGCACUCUCUCUUCUCGGCCAGCUUGGAACCAAUGCGUUCAAGCCAUGGGAUGUUGAAGAUGUGAAACACGACACUAUUCAACCUGAUCACGUUUACUUGACUGGAAACACUAUUGCACUUGAGCAACUUCAUCAGGCUGCUUUCAGAAAUGGUCCACUUGCUCGCUCUAACUAUGGAACUAACAACGUUUCCGCUAGCGACAUCACCACAUUUGCUUCCCAACGACUUCUCUCUGGAGAAGCAGUUCUUGUCGGUGUUAAUGUCAACCACGAUCUUCUCGUCGAAUCGGCUGCUCAGCAGUUCCCAAUUGCUGAAGGAACUGCAACUCAAUCACCAGAAAGCAAAUACUUCGGUGGAGAAGCUCGCAAAGAUGGACCAGGUUCGCAAACAUUUGUUGCUAUUGCUGGUGAAGGAGCCAGCCUGAAAUCGCAUAAGGAUGCUGCAGUUCAAGCUGUUGUCGCUCAAAUCCUCCUUGAUGCCGCGCAGAAAGUCUGCUUGAAAUCGGAAUCUGUCAAUCUCAACUACCAAGAUGCUGGACUCGUUGGAGUUCAAUUUUAUGGCGACAACAGCGGAAUCACUUCCAAGACCAAAUCAAUUGUCUCUGCCCUUAAGACUGCUGAAAUUUCAAAUAUCAAUGCUGCUAAAAACACCGCAGCUCUCAAGGUUCUGACAUCUGGGCAAAAGGCUUCAAAUGUUGCUCUUGACGUUGCCACCCAAGUUUUGUCAGGAAUCAACGCUCUUUCGCCAAGUGAAUUUGCAGAGACAAUCAAGUCUGUUUCGGAGCAAGACGUGUCCAAGUUCCUUUCUCGUGUCACUGGAAAACUCUCUCUUGCUGCCUAUGGAACCCCAUCGCUUGUGCCCUUCCUCGACGAAUUGUAA
This is a messenger RNA of Caenorhabditis bovis, 1236 nucleotides long. The record is from the annotation of a GenBank genome assembly. Lineage: Eukaryota; Metazoa; Nematoda; Chromadorea; Rhabditida; Rhabditidae.